Trifolium pratense (red clover) is the source of this 2486-nucleotide messenger RNA. Its product is annotated as probable leucine-rich repeat receptor-like protein kinase At1g68400. Bases 146 to 2077 code for a protein of 643 amino acids. The transcript has 2 exons. The record is from RefSeq and is a predicted model, not a curated record. Lineage: Eukaryota; Viridiplantae; Streptophyta; Magnoliopsida; Fabales; Fabaceae. Gene Ontology annotation, molecular function: protein kinase activity; ATP binding; protein binding. Gene Ontology annotation, biological process: protein phosphorylation.
AAUGAUAAUGUGAUUGAAUCUUGUAAUCAAUGUUGUGUUGUGGGGUAUAUAUAAACAAAAAAUUUAACAAAACCAACCGCACAAGUUUCAACACUCCAUUUCAUCUACUUCCAAAUAUUCUUCUUCUCUAACUCUCCUUCCAACAAUGGCACAACCACCUUCUUCUUCCAUUCUACACAUAACCAUCAUCACACUAACAUGCCACUUCUUCCUCCUCACUCAUGCCACAAAAAAUCCAGAUUUCCAUCCAUUACUUGCAUUCAAAAUCGCUUCCGACACAUCUAACAAACUCACUUCAUGGAACAUUACUACAGACCUAUGCACAUGGUAUGGUGUCUCCUGUCUUAGAAACCGUGUCUCCCGCCUUGUCCUCGAAGACCUCGACCUCCACGGCUCCUUUGAACCGUUAACAUCUCUCACUCAGCUCCGUGUUCUUAGCCUUAAACGUAACAGUUUUAACGGUCCUAUUCCGAAUCUCUCCAACCUCACUUCAUUAAGACUUCUUUUCCUUUCUUACAACAACUUCUCCGGUGAGUUCCCGGAAUCACUCACCUCGUUAACCCGUCUCUACCGUCUUGAUCUUUCCCAUAACAACAUAUCUGGUGAGAUUCCAGUGAAUGUCAACAGUUUGUCUCGCCUCCUCACUCUUCGCCUUGACGGAAAUCAAAUUGAAGGACACAUUCCAAAUAUAAACCUCUCUAACCUCCAAGACUUCAAUGUCUCCGGUAACAUUCUCUCUGGUCGAAUACCGGAGUUACUUUCGGGUUUUCCAGAUUCGUCUUUCACACAAAACCCGUCUCUAUGUGGUAAACCAUUGCAAAAAUGUAAAGAUGUUCCUGCCCUUGCUUCGUCAUUGGUUCCACUUCCAUCUUCUUCGGGUUCAAUGCCGGGAAACAAGUCCCAUGGAAAUGGAGGUCCAAGAAUGGGGACUUUGGUCUUAAUUACAAUUAUCCUCGGCGAUGUAUUGGUACUCGCCAUUGUUUCAUUGCUUCUAUACUGCUACUUCUGGCGCAACCACUCUAACAAGAUGGAGGAAAGAAAAGAAGCAGAGUCGAAUUCAAAGAGUAUAGAGGGUGAAAAUCAAAAGAUGGUUUAUAUUGGGCAACAAGGGUUGGAUAAAGGUAAUAAAAUGGUGUUUUUCGAAGGGGCGAAGAGGUUUGAGUUAGAGGAUUUGCUUCGUGCUUCAGCGGAAAUGUUGGGAAAAGGUACACUUGGCACUGUCUACAAAGCUGUUCUUGAUGAUGGAAGUGUUGUAGCUGUGAAGAGGUUGAAAGAGGUUCAGAUUGGAGGGAAGAAAGAGUUCGAGCAGAGAAUGGAAGUUCUUGGAAAGUUAAGACACUCCAACAUUGUUUGCUUGAAAGCUUAUUAUUUUGCAAGGGAUGAAAAAUUGCUCGUCUUUGAUUAUAUGGUUAAUGGCAGCUUGUUCUGGCUCCUUCAUGGUAACAGAGGACCAGGAAGAACCCCACUUGAUUGGACCACAAGGCUAAAGAUAGCAUCUGGAGCAGCAAAAGGUGUAUCCUUCAUUCACAACCACAACAAUAAUCUCACCCACGGUAACAUCAAAUCCACCAACAUCCUAAUCGACGUCUCUGGAAACGCACACGUGGCAGAUUUCGGACUCUCAAUUUUCACCACUCCAUCAAACAGAAGAUCCAACGGUUACCGCGCUCCAGAAUCAUCAGACGGUCGAAAACAAUCCCAAAAAUCCGACGUGUAUGCCUUUGGUGUUCUGUUAAUGGAGAUAUUAACAGGGAAAUGUCCCUCCGCCGUAGACGGCGGAACUGAGGUGGAGCUACCUAAGUGGGUUCAGUCGGUGGUUAGAGAGGAAUGGACGGCUGAGGUUUUUGAUCUUGAGCUGAUGAGGUAUAAGGAUGCUGAGGAGGAUAUGGUGACGUUGUUGCAGAUUGCUUUGACGUGUACUGCGAUUCUACCUGAUCAACGGCCUAAGAUCAGCCACGUCGUUAAGAGGAUUGAGGAAUUGCGUGAUGUGGCUUCGUGCCAUGACACGUUGGAUUCGGUUUAUGAUUCACCUUCUUUGUCUGAUGAUGCAACUGGAGCUGGAGGAGCUAUUCACUGAAUAAUCUUACUUUUCACCAAGGAUUGAAACUAAGUAAUAGUAUAAGUAAUUAAUCUAAAUCUAAAUUAUUAUUAUUAGGUUAUUUUUGUUUUUCAAAUUUUAUGUCACUAUUGUAAUGUAAUGUACUUCUUCCGAUCCUCAAUAUAAGAGAGAUUUCAUUUUUUAGAUUCAUCGAGAAUCUAACGUAUCUAGUCCAUAUUAUGAUGUAUACAUUACAUUUUCAAUGAAUUUAAAAAAAAUGAAGUCUCUAUUAUAUUAAGGACCGGAGGGAGUGAUUUUAAAUUGUGGUUAUAAGUUCGAGUUGCAUUUAUGCUACAAAUUUUUAUAUAACGAUAAAAUAUAGAUAAAUGUAGUCGAUUCGAUAAGGCUGCAAUUGUGAUUAUAUGAUAUUGCAAGAUCUUUUAAGUUA